AAGCCCUUGGCAGAGACGCUGCAUGCCCUCCCAUAGAACAGCUGCUGGCAAGUCCAAAAGGAGUCUUCGGUCAAGGUAUCCAAGUCACCUGCUCUGUUGUCUGUUCCUGCCUGCUGUCACUGACCAUAUCCGUCAUGCCCAGGGGACAGAAGAGUAAGGCCCGGGCUCGUGAGAAACGCAGCCAGACCAAAACUGAGUUUCAGGAGCUUGAGGAUACUCAGACCAUGGCACCAGAGAAACAAGAGUCAUCCUCUUCCUCUGCUCAGGCCUGUGGAAAUGCUGUGCCAAGUACCUCUUCUGAAAGCCUUGCCAAGUUGUUUCAAGAAUUGUCUUUCACCACCGCUUUUAGUAUUUGCAUUGCUUGCAAAAGGGCUGAUACAUCGGCCAAGAGCCGACGGAAGAAAAAUAUGAGUUCCUCCACGGCGGAGCAAUCCAAGAAGAGCCCACAGCAAGAUCUUCUAACAAGGAAGACCGGGAUGCUGAUGGAGUACAUGCUCAGCAAGUACAAACAGAAAGAGCCCCUGCUGAGGGAAGAAAUGCUGAAUGUUGUCACCAAAAGUUUCAAGGAGCAGUUCCCAGAGAUCCUUAAGAAAGCUUCCAACCGCAUGGAUCUGGUUUUUGGCCUUGAGAUGAAAGAAAUCCAGCCCCAUGGUCAAUCCUAUGAGCUUGUCAGUAAGCUAGAGUUCCAGGAUGAUGGAAGUAGGAGCAGUGAGCUGGGUCUUCCUACCAGGGGCAUUCUGAUCCCUCUCCUGAGUGUGAUCUACUUAAAUGGUUACUUUGCCCCAGAGAAGGAGAUCUGGCACUUCCUAAAUAUGUUAGGAAUCUAUGAUGGGGUCCCACACCUCAUCUUUGGGGAUGUGAGGAAGCUCAUCACUGAAGAUCUAGUGCAGGAAAAGUACCUAGAAUACCGUCAGGUUCCUGAGAGUGAUCCUCCAUGCUAUCAGUUCCUAUGGGGUCCAAGAGCCUAUGCUGAAACUAGCAAGGUAAAGGUGAUGGAAUUUUUGGCCCAAAUCAAUGAAACUGACUCCUCUACCUAUCCAUCCAAUCAUGAAGAAUCUUUGAAGGAAAAAGUUAGAGCCCAAGCUGAAGGUGCAUCUCAGGGAAGCACUAAGUCCAAGGCCAAGAAACAUUCUUAAACCAAGACCAGCCUCCCUAUACUUGCUAGUGAAGUCUAAGGUAGUCUAUACUAUGUGAUUGAAAGAGCCUGCUACUCUGUUUUUGUGAUGCUCAAAUUAGUUGUUGAUAAAACUGUUUAGUGUCUUUUAUCAAAGUGUUUACUUGAAGUCAGAAGUUACAUAGAAAUAAUAUAAUAAAUUGUGCCUUCAUUGCUGUUUACCAAGUUGAGGGCUAAAAGUUUGUUUUGAUGUGAAAUAUUAUUUGAAAUUUCAUAAUUAACUUUGGAAAUGUACCAUAAGGCAACGUGGGAUUAGAAUAUAAAUGUGCUUGAGAGUAGGAGAGAAAAGAAGUUAGAGAAAAAGUAAUAGACUUUCAGUUCAUGUGUUGUAGUA
Messenger RNA from Mastomys coucha (southern multimammate mouse), 1508 nucleotides. Its product is annotated as melanoma-associated antigen B4-like. The record is from RefSeq and is a predicted model, not a curated record. NCBI's taxonomy places the organism in Eukaryota, Metazoa, Chordata, Mammalia, Rodentia, Muridae. Gene Ontology annotation, biological process: negative regulation of transcription by RNA polymerase II. The transcript has 2 exons. Gene Ontology annotation, cellular component: nucleus. The coding region runs from base 135 to 1136 and encodes 333 amino acids.